This is a messenger RNA of Cryptosporidium ubiquitum, 720 nucleotides long. RefSeq names its product ASF1 anti-silencing function 1 like protein. Bases 1 to 720 code for a protein of 239 amino acids. The transcript has a single exon. Lineage: Eukaryota; Apicomplexa; Conoidasida; Eucoccidiorida; Cryptosporidiidae. Gene Ontology annotation, biological process: DNA replication-dependent chromatin assembly. Gene Ontology annotation, cellular component: nucleus. Gene Ontology annotation, molecular function: histone binding. The record is from RefSeq and is a predicted model, not a curated record.
AUGUCCUUAGUAAAUGUAACUUCAGUUAAAGUUUUCAAAAAUCCAACAGAAAUUACUGACCCAUUCGAAUUUGAAAUUUCAUUCGAAUGUUUACAAAAUCUUGAGGAAGAUCUUGAAUGGAAAAUUGUAUAUAUUAGCUGUGCAGAAUCAAAAGAUAUGGACCAAGAACUUGACUGCAUUGCUUUAGGUCCAAUAACGAGAGGAGCACUCAAGUUUAUUUUUAAAGCUCCCUCCCCAGAUUUUACAAAGAUACCCCCUGAAGAUAUACAUGGAAUGGCAGUAGUGUUAAUUCUUGGAUCUUAUCGCAAUGAAGAAUUUAUUAGAAUUGGAUAUUAUGUACACAACGUUUAUACUGAUCCUUUAUUAGAAGAUAAUCCUCCUGAUAUUCCGAUUCUUGAUAAACUUCAAAGAAUCAUUCUUAGCGAAUCCCCUAGACUUACUAGAUUUAACAUUGCCUGGGAUACCAAACAAGAUGAUCAGAAUUCAUCUUAUCAUGAUGAAGACCAAAUCAACUCACAAGAGAGUUCUAACAAUGAUUCUCAUGAUUCAAUUGACUCUCAAGCCUCCCCCUCUUCUUCUUCCUCUUCCCAACCUUCUCAAUCACACACCUCAAACUUAAAUAGCCUCAAACUUGUCCCUCCCCAAAGCCCUAAAUCACGAUCUUUUAACACUAACAAUGAAAAUUUAGAUGUCAAUCUUUCUGCUAUAAGUUCCAAUUAG